AUGCUGGUCCUUGUUAUUGGUGAUUUUCACAUACCACAUCGAAGUCAUAACAUACCAGCAAGAUUUCGUAAAUUACUGGUACCAAACAAAAUGCAACAUGUUUUGUGUACCGGUAAUUUAUGCACACGUGAAACAUUUGAUUACCUAAAAUCUUUGGCGUCUGAUGUGCAUGUAGCUCGUGGUGAUUUCGACGAUGUUUUAACGAAUUACCCAGAUACUAAAGUUAUUACAGUUGGACAGUUCCGAAUUGGCUUAUGUCACGGUCAUCAAAUUGUGCCCUGGGGCGACAAGAAGAGGUUAGAAAUGUUAGCACGACAAAUGGAUGUAGAUGUUCUGAUAACUGGCCAUACGCAUGAAUGUCAAACUUUCCAACAUGAGGGACGAUUUUAUGUGAAUCCUGGCUCUGCAACUGGAGCUUUCUCACCCAUACAAAGUGAUGUCAUACCGUCAUUUGCAUUACUGGACGUCCAAAUGGGAACGCUGAUUACAUAUCUUUAUCGAUUAGUUGACGACCAAGUAAAAGUGGAACGUGUUCAUUUUUCGAAGUCUACAACUGAUUGA
This is a messenger RNA of Brugia malayi, 561 nucleotides long. RefSeq names its product vacuolar protein sorting 29, putative (gene Bma-vps-29). Gene Ontology annotation, cellular component: endosome; retromer complex. The transcript is spliced from 5 exons. Bases 1 to 561 code for a protein of 186 amino acids. Gene Ontology annotation, biological process: retrograde transport, endosome to Golgi; intracellular protein transport. NCBI's taxonomy places the organism in Eukaryota, Metazoa, Nematoda, Chromadorea, Rhabditida, Onchocercidae. The record is from RefSeq and is a predicted model, not a curated record.